UUAAAGUCUAUCAGUAUCUAUCAACACCUUUAUAUAUAUUAGGACUAUACUGGCAUGUAUUUUCAUAUUAAGAAGAAUAAAAUGAAAUUCGAAAAAGAAACAUAUACGACUGACAGAACAUUUUCGCCUUUCGACAAUUGCACAUGAAUAUUUUGUAAUUUUUUUAAUUAAUUUUUGUAUAAAUUUACAAGUAAAAAUUUAUCUAUAAAAUAAAAUAAAAGUAAAUAAAAAUCUGUAAAAUAUUAAAAGCUUAACUCUUCCCUUGUGUGAUUCCUUAAAACCCACUUCGUCAAAAUGUGUUCACCAUGUGGUCCAAUGAUAUGUUACAAGUACGAAGAUUGUGGUCCUCCAAAAGGCCGAUCAAGUGAUGCAACACCUCAAGAGGAGAGUAGCGAUGAAAAAAAGAAUGAAAAGGAAAACCAGCUCAAACGAACAAAAAGCCGCGAACUCCGCGGUGGGAUAAUGUAUUACAGCUGUCAUUGUAUUAAACGUAACGGGCUACAACAUGAUUGUAGACGAACUGGUUGUGGCGGUGAGCCAUCAUGUCUAGUUCUUCCCGAUCCUUUAUGUGCCCCUAGUCAGUUAGCUCGCGCAAGAGGUCUGGCAGACCCCGCACCGUUGGCAGCACAUUACCGAGCGCAAGGUGGUGGAGCUGGCCCUUCUAAUGACUCUAGUGGAGCUGCCGGUGGCGGAAAACGAUUCAUUGUUUGUGAAUUGAAAGGCAUAGUUCCGGACUCACAAGCCGAUAAAACGACUAAGUGCUGUUGUUCUACAAAAGGAAGCGCGAUGCAAAGUGGCAAUCCAGAGACUGCGGCAGGCUUGCCGGUCUUAGUAAUGAAGUUGUGUUAAAAUUUAUGUAACGUGAAGAGUAAA
This is a messenger RNA of Pieris rapae (cabbage white), 873 nucleotides long. RefSeq lists its product as uncharacterized. The transcript is spliced from 4 exons. Lineage: Eukaryota; Metazoa; Arthropoda; Insecta; Lepidoptera; Pieridae. Bases 295 to 849 code for a protein of 184 amino acids. The record is from RefSeq and is a predicted model, not a curated record.